UUCCAUCCUCUGUGAGGUGGACAUGACAAGGCCUAGCACUGGGAGUCAUUAGGCACCAGAACCCUGAAUGCCGAGAUAGAGGGAUCGCUGAUCUCAGGCUAAUGAGGUUUAGACCAUGUUGAGCCCUACUUUUGUUCCGUGGGAUGUUGGAUAUCCCUUAUACAUCUAUGGCUCCAUCUUCAUCAUUAUUCUAAUUAUCUGGCAAGUGAAAAGGAGCCACCAUAAAUUGAGUCCGGAGCCUAAAAGGAGCUGCUGCCGGUGUCACCAUAAAGUCAGGCAAAGAGCUAGAGGUGCAGCAUCAACAGCUAGGAGAUGUUCCCGGAAAGAAGCUGAGAAGGCACAGAAGCUGCUCUCCAUCAUUAAAAGCCAGGGCUGGCUUCCUCCAGAGGGAAGUGUGCGGCGAAUCCUGUGUGCAGAUCCCUGCUGCCAAAUCUGCAAUUCUGUGGCUCUGGAGAUUCAGCAAUUGCUGGCGGGUGAGAACAACCAGAUCUCCCUGACUUUAUCGGGGCCAUUGCAGGGCUCCUCUUGCCUAGAGACGCUGUCUAUGUCCAGUAUGUCUUUAGAUCAGAGUGUGGAAUUUCAUUCCUGGCACACCAGAGAGCUUUCACCGGCAUCUGUAACCCCAACACCGUCACAAUUAAUGGAUCAGAAAUCUUUAACCCAGUCAACUGCCCAGUCAACAUAUACACACGGCAUACGAGAUCACUGGGCUGAUCACCUCCGCCUAGGGCCGGAAUUUCAAGUGCCAGAUAUGCUCACGGGCCCAAACACAAUGGCUUCUUCAAGGCUUGAGAAGCUAAGGGCUCCACUGAACCAGGAGGAGAUGAUGCAGAGCAACCCCAGCUCUGUCCAGGGAAACCAAGGCCAGCAUCACUUGAAUUCCCAGGUCUCCUUGCUGUCCCUGAACCCAGAAACCCUGAACCUGAUGCAUCCGAUGGCCUCGCAUAUGGUCCUCCCUGCCCACCUGCCAUUUCACUGUCCUGAAGUGAUGAGGCUUCUUGACGUACAUGUUAAAAAAUGGAUGCAUUUCCAGAGGUGGGGGCUGCCCAGACGUGUGGAGGAGUCCCUGAGGCAGCUUAUGCCAAACCCACCAUUGUACCACCAACCUGGAAAUGACCAGCCAGUUUCUUUCAAACUGAAUAAUACUUCUCAGGUCUCUCUUCAUAGAUUUGAGACCAUUUCCCUCCAGACCUGGUGUUCAUGUGUGGCUGGCCAGCCCACCCAGACCUUCUGGGUUUCUGAAUGGUCCAUUAUGAACCCAGAACAAAGACACCACUGUCAGCAAAGUCCAAACCCUAUGGCUCUAGCCUUGCGCUCUCCAGCCCUUAAAGCCCUAAGUGGCCCCCAUCCACUGUCUGGGGGACAAGAUAAUGAGUCAGGGAGUGAUCUCCAGCAGAAAUACAGCCAGCAAUUCUGUGGGCUCCCUUCUCUGCACAGUGAGUCCCUGGUUGCCACUUUCAUGAGAUCUCAAGGCCGCCCCAAGAAAGAAAAAGUGCCCAAGCCCUCCUUGAAGGAUCCUUUUCUCUUCAAUGAGCUCUCCUUCCCCCAGCUGCUCCCUGAAACUUCACUCCAGUCAGCCCCACCCUCUUCCCCACUUUCCCCAAAUUGGGUGUCUCCAUCUGAACAUCAACGAGCUCAGAUCAAUGUCCCAUUUCUGACUCUGGCCGAGUAUGAAGCCUUGGAGUGGCACCUGCUACAGAGGCAACUCCAGCUUCAGUGGGGCUGGCCAGCUGCCCUCCAGAGGUCUCAGCACACCCAGUGCCUCAUGCAGCAUGAGCCCUGUGGCAAAGCUCAGCCUCCUGAGACCAUGACAGCUUCCCAGCCAGGGAAGUCCAUCUCAGUGCUUACCAGGGAACCACUCUUCUUCCCGGAGCAUGCCCGGAAGCUGCUGGAAUUCCACAUCCAGAAACAGUUGAUUCACCAUCGCUGGGGCCUGCCUCAGAAGAUCCAGCAGUCCAUCCAGUUGCUCCUUACCUCCACUGACCAGCAGACUGUGUCCUGCAGCAGCACAGCCCUAGCCAAUGUGAGCAUCCCCCAGACUGUAGCCCUAGAGGCCAACGGGGCUUGCGAUGUGCUGUCACCCACUGUGGCCCCAGUGUCCAUCCCCAUGCGACACUUGUUAACCCAGGCCAAGGCAAUACUGCAGAACCACAUCGACUCCAAAUGUGAACAGAUCCACCAGGGCAAGAUCCCUGCCUGUGUACAUAGGUCCUGGGACUGCAGAAUUUCUGGGGGCCUGGCAGUGGCUCCUUUAACCUGCAUUCCAGAAAGCCAGUUCCUGGUACUGCAGAGAGCAAGUGACCCAGACCUACAUCACAAAGUUAUGCCUUGGAUGCCAACGGCCCUUAAUCAGCAGCAACAGGCUUUACCAGGUGCUAUCACUGAACACCCUAAGCUGCUCCGAGUCUUGUCUAUGGAAGCCAUUGAGAAACUGGAGACAACUUUACGGCACAAGCAUCUGGCCUUCCUGUCGGGGCUGCCUGCUCUGUACUGUGUGGCGCUCCCCAGGGCCCUGGCCCCGGCAGUCACUAGCCAAUCUGUCAUCACAGAGAUGGUGCCUAGGCCUGUGGAGACGCUGCCUCUAGAAAGCCAGACACAUCCUGCUAGCCCCUACUCACUCCAGACACAUACCUUGACAAAACUAAACUUCCACCUGAGAAAAAAGGUCCUAGAGAUACAAUGGGGAAUUCCCAUUAGGGCAAGGAAGUCCAGGGAACAAACUGCUGCAACACCAGAGAACAAAUCCACACAGAAGUCUCUUGAAAGUCUAAACCACCAAGGGGAGACAUUGCUCCAGGAACUGCCCAUCCCACCAGACACCCUUCCUGCCCCUAAUCCAGAAGGGGUUCACCUUAAAGAACAGCUGGACAAAGACUUGAAGGCAGUGCAGCAGAACCAAAAGCAAUCUACUUCCAAAGCUGUACCCCAGGGUUCUGCCCACUCGGUCUCCAAGAUCUCACAACGCAGUGGGGACAUGACAAAGGCCCACAUGCUUUGUGUUCGGGUGGACGCCAAUGUGAACAACCCCAGCCUCGAGGAACCCUGGGGCCCUGAGCCCCAAAGCCCUGGCAAGAGCAAGGACCCAGCUCAUGUCCCCAGGCUAGCAGGAAAGAGAGAGGACCCAGAGGAAACCAAAGCAGCCAGGGACCACAGAGAAGGGGAUGCGGGGUUUGGGCGCUCCUCAACCAGAGAAGAGAGAUGCCCUGCUGAAGACCAGAGGCCAGCAGGGAUGCUUCCAAACAAGACACCCCGAGGGUCCUGGCGAUGGAGCCUUAGCUUUCAUCUUGCUGAUCCCUGUCAACACAGCCCCCAGCACCACCCUCAGCUUAAGCUCCCACAGCUACCUCCACGAGUCCCUGGGGAGAAAGAAUCUGACAGUGACCUGCAAGACAGUCAAGCCGAGCUAACUGUCAUCCUUGGACCAGCAACAAUUCCUAAGAAUGCCCAGACUGUGGUGCCCCAGGCUUCACAGGGUCAGCCUUUCCUGAGCCAACCAACUCAGGGUAAGCCUUUGCAGGGCCAAACUUUGCAAGGCCAGGUUUUGCAUGGGCUGGUGAUGCCAGCCCAUACUCAAAAGAAGCCCAGCCUUCCAGAAUCUAGCUUGACAAAUAAAAUUAAGUGUUUUCUGCAGCAUAUCAUCCCCAGGACAAAAGGCAGAGGGCAUGAGGACUCCAUGUUCUCAGCUGCUGCGAAGAUGGCCAAAACCAGAAAAGAAAAUGCUGCAAAGGUCCUGGCUCCAGCCAAGAGCCCUGUGGGGAGAAGUAAGACAGAGAAGCCGACAGGGUGCUCCAAGGCCCAAUCUCGUCCUGCUCAGAAGCUGGUGGGCCCAGCCUUCUUGGAUGGUCCCCAGUCCCUAGACAAUAAGCUCCGGCUACACUCCAGACAACCUGGCUCUGCCUCAGCCCUGGGCUACCCCCACCACUGCCCUCGUCACUGUCCUCGAGAGGCUUGUGCCACCAAACCAGGGCACCCAACCUAGUUCCUGACCCUCACCUCAGAUACAAACUAAAUUAGUCUGCUCAAGGGGAACACGCAGACUUUGGAUUCAACUAAUAUAAGGUCUUACUAUGCAUUAGCCACUCUCCUAGGCCCUGGAGUUACGGGACAGUGGAAAAUAUUCUGGUGGGAUGGAUGGUAAAUGUUC
Messenger RNA from Nomascus leucogenys (northern white-cheeked gibbon), 4144 nucleotides. Its product is annotated as protein SPATA31F1-like. The record is from RefSeq and is a predicted model, not a curated record. NCBI's taxonomy places the organism in Eukaryota, Metazoa, Chordata, Mammalia, Primates, Hylobatidae.